AUGCAGAAAGGAGAAAGUGUCGCCCCCCCCCCCCGCCAGUCAUCCCAGCUCCCACCGCCUUGGAAGGAGCUGCUUCCCCAAAGAGCAAGAACGGGAUUCACACCUCCUCCCAGUCGCGAGGCUUUCCUGCGCUUCUCCUCUGGAAGGAUCCGGAUUACUGCCUGGGGUAUGGGCUGCCUCCUGGGGCGAAGCUGGAUUCCCCCCUAAGGGCAAAGGACCUUAUGCUUGAGGGAGGGAGGGAGGGAGGGGAGCCCUGGAUUCCCCUCUGUUUCUGUCUUGCAAGAAACAAGGAAACAGGAGGAUGCAUUGUAUCCGCUGUUGCCACAUUUUGCAGCGCGCUUCUUCUCCGCUUUCUGCUCUCGGUUUCUUGCGCUCAAAGCGUCGCGCAAAAGAGCCGAGCUCUCCUGGCGGAUCGCGCGCUCCAGACACGGGGCUGCUGCUUCCUGA
Molecule: messenger RNA, 447 nt
Organism: Podarcis lilfordi (Lilford's wall lizard)
Lineage: Eukaryota; Metazoa; Chordata; Lepidosauria; Squamata; Lacertidae
Source: the annotation of a GenBank genome assembly